GAUUGGAGGGCGCCUUCGGCAGCCGCCCGCGGGAGCAGCCGUGGCCCCAGCUCGCUCGCUGGCGGAGUUACACGAGGCGGCGGCGGCGGGAGCUGGAAUAGCAGAAGGAACCGCCUCGUUGAGUCGGGCCGGAGCCCUGCAGUGGCUUAGACGGUUGCAGGGACCGCCAGGUUGAAACAUCUGUCACAGCCAGGUCAACCAGGAGUACAGGGUGCAAAUUCAGCCGUGGGCUAAGGCGAGCUAACCAAAGCCAGCAGUAUGGACUUCGUCAUGAAGCAGGCCCUCGGAGGGGCCACCAAGGACAUGGGGAAAAUGUUGGGCGGAGAGGAGGAGAAGGACCCUGAUGCGCAGAAGAAGGAAGAAGAGCGGCAGGAAGCUCUACGGCAGCAGGAAGAGGAGCGCAAGGCCAAGCACGCACGCAUGGAGGCUGAGCGUGAGAAGGUCCGGCAGCAGAUCAGAGACAAGUAUGGGCUGAAGAAGAAAGAGGAGAAGGAGGCAGAGGAAAAGGCAGCUCUUGAACAGCCCUGUGAGGGGAGCCUGACCCGGCCCAAGAAGGCCAUCCCUGCAGGCUGCGGGGACGAGGAGGAGGAAGAAGAGGAAAGCAUCCUGGACACGGUGCUCAAGUACCUGCCCGGGCCACUGCAGGACAUGUUCAAGAAGUAACGGGCUCUCCUGCUCCAGCCUCACUCCA
Molecule: messenger RNA, 691 nt
Organism: Octodon degus (degu)
Lineage: Eukaryota; Metazoa; Chordata; Mammalia; Rodentia; Octodontidae
Gene: Cplx2
Product: complexin 2
Exons: 4
Coding region: 259-663 (134 amino acids)
Biological process (GO): regulation of neurotransmitter secretion; neurotransmitter transport; synaptic vesicle exocytosis
Cellular component (GO): SNARE complex; terminal bouton
Molecular function (GO): syntaxin binding
Source: RefSeq, a predicted model, not a curated record